Molecule: messenger RNA, 2430 nt
Organism: Oryza brachyantha (malo sina)
Lineage: Eukaryota; Viridiplantae; Streptophyta; Magnoliopsida; Poales; Poaceae
Product: wall-associated receptor kinase 2-like
Exons: 3
Coding region: 71-2350 (759 amino acids)
Biological process (GO): protein phosphorylation; cell surface receptor signaling pathway
Cellular component (GO): plasma membrane
Molecular function (GO): protein serine/threonine kinase activity; calcium ion binding; polysaccharide binding
Source: RefSeq, a predicted model, not a curated record
GGCAACCUGAUCCAUGAGGGAGGCAGCAGAUCGAGCGCAGCAAAAGCAAGCAGAUUGAUCCGUGAGGACGAUGGUUCUUGCGUUGAUCGCCGUGCUCAUCGCUUCGGCAUGGCCGGCGGCAGAGGCAGCAGCGACGGCCGCACAGCCAGCGGCCGCGUGCCAGCGCCGGUGCGGCGACGUGGACAUCCCCUACCCGUUCGGCAUCGGCCGCGGCUGCUACCUCUACACGGGCGAGGGCGACGUCACCUUCGGGCUCACCUGCAACCUCACCGCCGACGGCACCUACCGCCCCUUCUGCUGGGAGUACGAGGUGCUGGGCGUCUCCCUCCGCCGCGGCCAGGCACGCGUCCGCAACGACAUCAACCCGUGGUGCUACAACGCCACGUCCCGGUCGAUGGACGCGCAGAGCACGUGGUGGUGGGACGUCUCCGACUCGUGGUUCCACGUCUCCGACGAGGACAACCGCCUCACCGUCGUCGGCUGCAACUCGCUGGCGUACGUGACGUCGGUGAACGAGACGGAGUACAUGACCGGGUGCAUGGCCACCUGCCCCAGCGUGGGGCGGCUGGAGAACGGCUCGUGCUCCGGCAUGGGCUGCUGCCAGGCGGCCAUCCCGAGGGGGAUCAACUCCUACUGGGUGGAGUUCGAGGAGAAGUUCAACACCUCCGGCGCGGUCGCCGGCUUCGGCCGGUGCAGCUACGCCGUCCUGCUCGAGGCCGCCUCCUUCGAGUUCAGGACGACGUACGUCACCACCGGCGACUUCGUGGAGUCCACCGGCGGCAAGGUGCCGCUGGUGCUCGACUGGGUGGUCGGGAAGGAGACGUGCCGGGAGGCGCGGCGGAACGCCACCGCCUUCAUGUGCGUCAGCCGCGACAGCGAGUGCGUCGAUUCCAGAAACGGCCCGGGCUACCUCUGCAACUGCUCCGCCGGCUUCGAAGGAAACCCUUACCUGCUCGACGGCUGCCAAGAUAUUAACGAGUGCGAGGACAGGAGGUUCAAGUACCCGUGCUCUGUUCCCGGCACCUGCAUCAACACUCCAGGUGGAUUCAGAUGUUCCUGCCCCGACAAAACAACAGGCAACGCUUACUAUGGCACGUGCGAGGCGAACAAAUCUCAGCUCGGAGUUCACAUCGCAAUUGGUGUCAGCGUUGGCUUAGCUCUACUGGCGAUCAUCCUGUCUAGUGCUUACAUGAUCCAACAAAGGAGGAGGCUUGCCUCUGUCAAGAGGAGGUAUUUCAAACAACACGGUGGCCUACUACUGUUCGAAGAAAUGAAGUCAAACCAGGGGCUAUCCUUCACGCUGUUCACCGAGGAAGAGCUGGAAGAAGCAACGGACAGGUUCGACGAGCGGAACGUGCUCGGGAAGGGAGGCAAUGGCACCGUUUACAGGGGCGCUCUGAGAGACGGCAGGGCGGUCGCGAUCAAGAGGUGCAAGCUCGUCAGCGAGAGGCAGAAGAAGGAGUUCGGCAAGGAGAUGCUCAUCCUGUCCCAGGUCAACCACCGGAGCGUCGUCAAGCUCCACGGCUGCUGCCUCGAGGUGGAGGUCCCCAUGCUCGUCUACGAGCUCGUCCCGCACGGCACCCUGUACCAGCUCAUCCAUGGCGAUGGCGCCGCGGCGUCGCACGGGCACGGCUCGCGCAUCCCGUUCGCGACGCGUCUGAAGAUCGCGCACGAGGCCGCGGAGGCGCUCGCCUACCUGCACUCAUGGGCGUCGCCCCCGAUCAUCCACGGCGACGUGAAGUCGCCCAACAUGCUCAUCGACGACGGCUACGCCGUGAAGGUCUCCGACUUCGGCGCCUCCACGCUGGCCCCGACGAACGAGGCCCAGUUCGUCACGCUGGUCCAGGGGACCUGCGGCUACCUCGACCCGGAGUACAUGCAGACCUGCAAGCUGACCGACAAGAGCGACGUGUACAGCUUCGGCGUCGUCCUCCUCGAGCUGCUCACGUGCCGGAAGGCGCUGAACCUCCAGUCCCCCGAGGAGGAGAAGAACCUCUCGUCGCAUUUCCUCCAGGCCCUGGGCGAGAACAGGCUGGAGGCGAUACUGGACUCCCAGAUACUGGGCGAGGAGAGCAUGGAGGUGAUCGAGCAGGUUGCGGGCGUCGCGAGGCAGUGCCUGGAGAUGAGCGGCGAGAGGAGGCCCUCGAUGCGUCAGGUCGCGGAGGAGCUUGGCAGGGUGAGGAAGCUGUCUCGGCAUCCAUGGCGAGGAGGAGGAGGGCGGGGAAGCAGCGACGAGCUGGAGAAACUGCUUGCCGGAAGGUCGCCAAACACGUACUCUGAAUUACAAGUUAGCAAUGGCUACCUCAGCUUGAACGAUUCAGCGUACAUAGGAAUCCAAUCGCCACGGUGAUGCCAUAUCUCGAUGUCCCUCCUUUUGGGAAUAAAAAUAUCAUCAUCACAAAGUCAAACGAGAUUGCUGGGCUUUUUCAC